This is a messenger RNA of Colletotrichum gloeosporioides, 1845 nucleotides long. RefSeq lists its product as uncharacterized. The record is from RefSeq and is a predicted model, not a curated record. Bases 1 to 1845 code for a protein of 614 amino acids. The transcript has 3 exons. NCBI's taxonomy places the organism in Eukaryota, Fungi, Ascomycota, Sordariomycetes, Glomerellales, Glomerellaceae. Gene Ontology annotation, molecular function: protein binding; hydrolase activity.
AUGAAGUCCUCAACUCUUCUCCUCGCCCUUGCCGCCUCCCUCAUUUCAGGCACACCCACACCUCGUGCCGCAAAGGACCCAUACUUCUUCCUCAUCGGCGACUCCACCGUUGCUGUGAACGGCGGCUGGGGCAACGGCUUCCUCUCCUACCUCAAAUCGCCCGCUGAGGGUGAGAACAGAGGCAAGUCCGGCUCGACGACCGUCUCUUGGAAGUCCAACGGACGCUGGGACUCGCUCCUGCAGGGCAUCAACGACACCAAGGCCGACUAUGAGCCUAUCGUCACUGUCCAAUUCGGACACAAUGAUCAGAAGGUCAUGGAGCUGGAUGAGUUCCGGGCGAACUUGAUUGACAUCGCCGCUGAGCUCAAGAGUGCUGGAGCUACGCCAAUUUUCAUCACUUCGCUCACUCGCCGAACCUUUGAGGAUGGCGAGGUGGUGCAGAACCUGCACGACUGGCGCGGCAAGACAAUUGCCGCGGCGAAGGAGAGCAAAAUCAAGUGGCUCGACUUGAACAUGAAGAGCACCAACUACGUCAACGCCAUUGGAGAGGAGAACUCAACCGCCUAUAACCUCGGUGGCUCUGAUCGCACCCAUUUGAGCCUGGCGGGUGAGAAGGUGUUUGGAAGGAUGGUCGUGGACUUGCUACUCGAGAAGAGGACUGAUCUUGCGGGAUACUUUGAGGCGGACGAAGAUAUUACUGAGGCUAUUGCCAACGGAGAGUUUACGGAUGCCGGUUGGCUCUUCGUCUCCUUGCAAGCUGGGUGCGUCACUUCAUCAGCCAUGUUGCGCAGCUUUCUCUCACUCGGCUUCGUGGCCCUCGCUGUCGCGUCGCCUCUCAACCCAAAGAUCGGCAUUUCAGCGCGACACGCCAACUUGACCUGGGAGAUUCUCCCAACAGGAAGCAAGCAGCAGUUUCGAGGGCUGUCGCCGGUCUCGGACAAGACCGCUUGGGUCUCUGGUACGAAUGGCACCGUCCUGCUCACCACAGAUGGCGGCGCCUCAUGGUCAUCGGUCGGGCCUUCACUCGCGCCGGAAGAUGCAGAGCUUCAGUUCCGCGACGUGCAAGCCUUCUCCGCUGAGAAAGCCGUCAUCCUAUCCAUCGGGGAAGGGGCGGAUUCACGCGUGUACAUUACCGAUGACGGAGGCGCGUCCUGGACUCAAUCGUUUGCGAAUCAAGAGGCUGCGGCAUUUUUCAACUGCGUCGACUUCGAGGAUGAGAAGAGAGGCCUUGCGGUUAGCGAUCCUGUCGAUGGCAAGUUCCGAAUAAUUGAGACGGUUGAUGGAGGAAAGUCCUGGGAGAUUGUCGAUUCCAGCGGCAUGGCACCUGCGUUGGAAGGCGAGUUCGGCUUUGCUGCCAGCGGGACCUGCAUCUCAACGGCAGCGGGACGGUGGUAUCUUGCUUCUGGCGGUGUUGACCCUGGCAGGGUCUUUCGAAGUGCUGGUGGACACAACUGGGACGUCUCGGGAAGCGCCAUUGCGGGUGGCGCAUCGGCUGGCGUCUUUUCGGUGCAGUUCAAGGACGAGCUCAGCGGCAUCGCGGUCGGAGGGGACUUUAACGUUGCCAACGGCUCCGCAUACACCUCGUCAUGGUCGGAAGACGCAGGCGCAACGUGGACGGCGUCGGAGGCGUUUCCGGGCGGAUACCGGUCGGGCUUAUCAUGGGCUCCGGGUCUUUGCAAUGUCGCUGUUGCGGUCGGACCAUCCGGAUCAGAUGUGACAGUUGAUGGCGGGCGGACGUGGAAGACGUUUGAUACAGGGUCGUUUGACAGUGUCGAAUGUCUUUCUGGGCGCAUCUGCUGGGCGUCUGGAUCUAGCGGAAGAGUCGGAAAACUUUGGUUGAAAUGA